This is a messenger RNA of Glarea lozoyensis ATCC 20868, 2592 nucleotides long. Its product is annotated as ARM repeat-containing protein. Lineage: Eukaryota; Fungi; Ascomycota; Leotiomycetes; Helotiales; Helotiaceae. The record is from RefSeq and is a predicted model, not a curated record. Gene Ontology annotation, molecular function: protein binding; RNA binding. The transcript has 2 exons. Bases 1 to 2592 code for a protein of 863 amino acids. Gene Ontology annotation, cellular component: nucleolus. Gene Ontology annotation, biological process: ribosomal small subunit biogenesis.
AUGCCACCUCCAAACAAAUUGAAAUUACCCAAACAACUGAUUGAACAAUUGGGAGGUGAAGAUGCCCUUUCCAGGAAAAGAAAAGGUGGUAGUGGUGGUGGAAGACCAACAGCGAGGAAAGACCUGAGAAAAGCUGCGAGAGCUGAGAAGAAAGAAUUGAGAUCCGGACCACCUCCUGCGAAGAGAUCGAAGAUUCAGCAUCACCGAGAUUCUGCGCCACGUUCCGAGGCGCCCAGCAAACGCGAGUCCAAUUAUCGGCCCGCAGAACAGCAUAGCAAAUCUAGCAUAGAAGCUAAACCUAAAUCUAUCCUCAAAACUACGAAGAAGCGCGACCCCGUACCGCGGCAAGAUUCGCGGUCUAUAAGUCCACCACCAAGAAGAGUCCCUCAGAUAGUCAAGGAUAAGCUGGCGGAUGAAGACGCUGAGAUCGCCGCAUUGGAAAAGAAACUAGGAUUAAAAGGAAAGAAGAAGAAGCCUGGUGGGUUCGAUGAAGACGGGCUUGACGAUCUGCUGGGUGAUUUGGAUGAGGCAGAAGAUGAGGAUGUUGUAGAGAAAGAGAAAGCGAAAGCUGAAGGUGAUGAGUGGCUUGAGAAGAAGAGGAAGGAGGCGAGAGAGAGGGGGUCUGCCCGAAAUCUGGCCAAAAUAUCCGAAGUGAGAAAUGAUAUCGACAAUAGCGACAGCAAUUCCGACGAUAGUGAGGGCGAUGACGAUAUAAGUGGCCUCUCAGAAAUAUCAUUGGAUGCGGAUGAAGAUCUAUUCCCUGACGACGAUUCAGGAGACGGAUCAGUUGAUGAAGACACUGGAGAUGUUCUGUUUAGUGACGCAAACGAAAGUGACGCCUCUGGUGGCUUUGAUGAGUCUGAGGAAGAGGGCGAGCUUGAGAAUCCAACCCAACGAGUACGAGAAAAUCCCUAUGUUGCGCCAACGAACGGAGGAGAAAAGCCUCAAAAGUACAUACCCCCUUCACUUCGAAAGCCUGCAGCAUCUGAAUCAGAGUCUUUGACUCGCUUACGGAGACAGACCCAAGGUCUGGUUAACCGAUUAACAGAGGCAAAUUUGAUUUCCAUCUUAGGAGAAAUAGAAAAUUUAUACAGACAAAAUGCGCGGCAGCAUGUUACUUCAACACUGGUUGAUUUGUUGCUGAACUCAGUCUGCGAGCCCACGAGCUUACCUGAUACGCUCAUCAUACUCCCCGCUGGGUUUAUUGCUGCUGUUUACAAAAUCAUUGGAAUGGACUUUGGCGCGCAGGUUGUCCAAAGGGUUGUGGAACUAUUUGACGAACAUUAUGAAAGAGCUAGUGCCACCCCAGAGAGCAGCAAGGAGACAUCAAACUUGGUCAUGCUGUUGUCGGAACUAUAUAACUUUCAGGUUAUCGGUAGUAAUCUCAUUUAUGACUAUUUCAAGCUAUUCCUUGGGAAAUUAUCGGAACUCAAUGCAGAGUUAUUAUUGAAGAUUAUUCGAGCUUCAGGUCCACAACUGCGGCAAGAUGAUCCAUCGUCAUUGAAGGACAUUGUAGCCAUGUUACGGCCAGCAAUCACAAGUGCAGGUGGGGAGGAGAACAUGUCGGUACGAACGAAAUUCAUGAUUGAAACGAUCAACGACCUGAAAAACAACAAAAUGAGGACUGGCCAAGCGGCAUCGGCGGUUAAUUCGGAGCACACUAUCCGUAUGAAGAAAACUUUAGGCACGUUAAAUACGCGAAGUAUCAAGGCCAGCGAACCACUUAGGAUGGGACUUAAAGACAUCAAGGAUUCCGAUAAAAAGGGCAAAUGGUGGCUCGUUGGAGCAAGUUGGGCCGGAAACAGCACAAAUGAUAAAACGCCAGGCGAUAGUCACAUCAGCAACACAGCUCAAGUUGAAGACAGCGGAACUUCCGACCUCCUCGUCCUCGCCCGCGAACAGCGUAUGAACACUGAUGUUCGUCGGGCAAUUUUCAUAACCAUCAUGUCUGCCACCGAUUUUCAAGACGCAUACCUCAAACUUCUGAAACUCAAACUUAAAAAGGUCCAAGAGUACGAGAUUCCGAAAGUCCUCAUCCGUUGCUCUGGCGCGGAGAAGAGUUACAAUCCUUAUUAUACUUUGAUUGCAAAGAAGACCUGCGGAGAUCGAAGGUUGAAAACAGCUUUCCAAUUUUGUCUAUGGGAUCUUUUCAAGAAACUUGGAGAAGGUGACGAAGACGUUGAUGAUGUUGAUGAGGAUGAGGAGAUUGAUAUGAGACAUAUUGUCAAUCUCGCCAAGAUGUUCGGGAAUUUAAUCGCUGAGAAUUGUCUCAAUCUUACCGCCCUCAAGAAUCUGAAUCUUGCGUAUCUCCAACCCAAGACUAAAACUUUUAUUGAGGUGUUGCUCGUUACGGUCCUCUUGCAAUCUCAGAAGAGCGCGAAAGGAAACGAUGAACAGGCCGUUAUUUCUUUGAUCAGCAAGGUGAAGGACACUCCGUCACUCAUUACGGGACUGCAGUAUUUCUUGAGGAAAGUGGUUGGUAAAACGGAUAUCGCAGGGGGGAAGGAGCAGAAACUUACUGUCAAGUGGGCAUGUAAAGUUGCGAGAGAGGCGUUGGAAGCUAUGGCUGCCAUGGAUACUGUAAAGUUUUGA